GGGAGCAGAUACUUCCUUGAAAAAAUUCCAGUUUUACUUAAUUUCAAAUGCUGGAUUUGUUACAUUGAAACCAGAAAUGGACUGUUCAGAGCUUUUGAUUUUUGUCUUCUUUGGAUUUGGCCUCACCUUCUGCUCUCAAGCCCACUUUUAUGAGUAUCACUAUGUCAACCUGCCAAUGAACUGGAGUGAGGCUCAGCGUUACUGCAGAGAGAAACAUACUGAUAUGGUGACCAUUGAGAGCGCUGAGGACAUGAGCAGGUUAAAAAGGUUAAAUUCCCACACCGGGUGGUCAUGGAUUGGACUGAGCGAUGACCCAAAAUCCUGGAAGGGAGUUAUGGGUAAUGAUGUAAACUCCUGGAGAUGGUCAGCAACUGGUGAAACAGCAAAAACUGUUUACCAGAACUGGGGCCCCAAUGAGCCAAAUUAUGGUCAAGGACGUGAGACCUGUGGUUUUAUAGAUGGUAAUGGACUAUGGCUCGAUGGAGACUGUUCAGCUGAAUUCCAUUUUUUUUGCUUCAAUGAUACAAAUCCUCCAGGCCAGAAAAUAUAUACUUUAAUUAAAAUUCUUCGGACAUGGUCGGAUGCCCAGACUUACUGCAGAACAAACCACAAAGACCUGGCUAUGAUUGAGAAUGCUCAGGAAAAUGCAGAGGUGAUGUCAAAGUUUCCAUCUGGAGGUUGGUGGUGGAUUGGCUUGUACCGGGUACCGUGGAGAUGGUCAGACAACAGCAACAGCUCCUUCAAAAACUGGCGAAUCGGAGAGCCUGAUGUCAGUGUCAAGGACGAGCACUGUGCGGCUGAGAAUUCAGACCAUGUUUGGGCUGACAUACACUGUACUGCUGAAAUGUUCUUCUGGUGCUAUAAAGACCUGGGAGUGAAGAACACCAUGGUGAGGAUGAAGAUUCAGACUACUGCUAACCUUUCAGAUCCAGCUAUUCAUGCCCAGAUUCUCCAGCAGCUAGAUGAAAGGUUCAAGACUUUACGGAGUGACGUUAAACUGAGGUGGGUGACUGAACCCGAAAAACAAGAGGAAGAGACUGAUGAAGUGAAAUCAGAAAUGGGCCGUGAGGAGCUUUUGAUUUUUGUCUUCUUUGGAUUUGGACUCACUAUGACACCUCACUCUGAAACCCACUUUUAUGAGUACCACUAUGUCAACCUGCCAAUGAACUGGACCCAGGCUCAGCGUUACUGCAGAGAGAAAUACACUGAUCUGGUGACCAUUGAGAGCGCUGAGGACAUGAGCAGGUUGAAGAGACCAGGUGCUGGCACCAUUUGGUCAUGGAUUGGACUGACUGAUGACCCAAAAUCCUGGAAGGGAGUUAUGGGUAAUGAUGUAAACUCCUGGAGAUGGUCAGCAACUGGUGAAAUAUCAAAAACUGAUUACCACAACUGGUACCCCACUGAGCCAAAUAAUAUUGGUGGAGAUCAGAAAUGUGUGUUUGCAUACGGAGAUGGAAGAUGGCUGGAUGAAAUCUGUCACCGUAAAUUAUCCUUUGUUUGCUUCAACGAUACAAAUCCUCCAGGCAAGAGAACAUAUACUGCAAUUAACAAUUCACUGACAUGGUCGGGUGCCCAGACUUACUGCAGAACAUACCACACAGACCUGGCUAUGAUCGAGAAUGCUCAGGAAAACGCAGAAGUGAUGUCAGUGAAGUUAACAGAUAUUGCGUGGAUUGGCUUGUACAGAGAACCAUGGAGGUGGUCCGACAACAGCAGCAGCUCCUUCAGAAAC
Seriola dumerili (greater amberjack) is the source of this 1732-nucleotide messenger RNA. Its product is annotated as macrophage mannose receptor 1-like. The record is from RefSeq and is a predicted model, not a curated record. The transcript has 9 exons. The annotation marks the transcript as partial. Lineage: Eukaryota; Metazoa; Chordata; Actinopteri; Carangiformes; Carangidae.